CCACCGAGAGUCGGAUCCUUUAAUUGUCGGGCUCCUGCCCCCUCCAUCGGGUCCCUUUCUCUUUCGAUCUCCUCUCCAUCCCACUACAGCUCUCCAUCAGCAUAUACACAAGUCGAGGCAGUGCCUGGUAUAAGACGACUUGCUUGGCCAUAUCCGACAAUCGAAGUCCAUCCACGACAUCGACACGACCGCUCCGUAUCUACAACUCAGUAACAGCAGCUUCAAUCUCCAGUUCGCCAACAUGUCGUACGCCCAUACCGGUGCGCCGACCGAAUUCAAUGGCACAAACGCGUUGAUGGGUGGUGAUUCAAGAACCGAGAACCUGAACCAGUGGUUCACUCAUGGUGACGUCUCCUACAUCCUCAUCGCCUCGGCGAUGGUGAUGAUCAUGGUUCCCGGCCUCGGCUUCCUCUACUCGGGUCUCGCCCGGCGCAAGUCCGCUCUGUCCCUCAUCUGGGCAUGUAUAGGAUCGUCGGCGGUGGUGACGUUCCAGUGGUAUUUCUGGGGAUAUUCGCUCGCGCUGUCGCCGAGUGCAACCAACGGCUUCAUCGGCGACCUCAAGCGCUUUGCGCUCCAGAACACGUUGGGCGCUCCGUCACCAGGCUCGCCGCUCAUUCCCGAGCUGCUGUACAGUUUCUACCAGAUGCAGUUCGCCGCCGUCACAGUCGCCAUCGUCAUGGGCGCUAUCGCCGAGCGCGGUAGACUCCUCCCCGCCAUGGUCUUCACCUUCUUCUUCACCACCCUCGUUUACUGCCCCGUCUGCUGCUGGGUGUGGAAUGUCAACGGAUGGGCUUUCCAGUACGGUGUUUUGGACUACGCUGGCGGUGGUCCCGUUGAGAUCGUUUCCGGAGUCGGUGCUCUCGCAUACUCGAUGGUCCUCGGCAAGCGUCAGGAGAAGAUGCUCCUCAACUUCCGCCCCCACAACGUCUCCUUGAUCACCCUGGGAACAAUCCUCCUCUGGUUCGGCUGGCUCGGCUUCAACGGAGGAUCCGCUUUCGGUGCUAACCUCCGCGCUGUCAUCGCCUGCUGGAACUCGAACCUGACCGCCGUCAUGUCUGGAAUGACCUGGGUGCUCCUUGAUUUCCGUCUGGCCAAGAAGUGGUCAAUGGUCGGUCUCUGCUCCGGGCUGAUCUCUGGCCUCGUCGCGGCUACUCCUGCCUCCGGCUUCCUACCGCUGCACGCCUCGAUCCUUCUCGGCGUGUGCUCCGGCGUCAUUUGCAACUACGCCACCAAGAUCAAGUACCUGAUCCACAUCGACGACACGAUGGACGUGUUCGCGGAGCACGGCGUGGCGGGCAUGCUCGGGCUCAUCUUCAACGGCCUGUUCGCCGCCGACUACGUCAUCGGCCUCGACGGCGUCAACAACGGCAUCACCGGCGGCUGGCUCAACCACAACUGGAAGCAGCUGUACAUCCAGAUCGCGUACAUCGUCGCGUGCACCGCGUACACGUUCGUGGUCACCGCGCUGAUCUGCUACGCCAUCAACAUGGUUCCCGGGCUGCAGCUGCGCGCGACUGAGGAGGCAGAGCUCCUCGGAAUGGACGACGACCAGCUCGGAGAGUUCGCGUACGACUAUGUCGAGGUCCGCCGCGACUACCUCGCCUGGACCCCGGCGAAGGAGUACCAUCACCAGCCGAGUCCUGUUGCGGCUGGCGACCGCCACGGCAUCGCCGCACACAGCCAGAUGAUCGAGGGCUCAUCACCACAAUACCAGACGCCGCCGUCGCCCGUUACAGAGCUCAACACGAAGAAGGACUAGAUCUAACUCCAAUUUCUCCUGUUUUUCUUACGACCGUUCGUUUUUUGGAUACAUCAUCAUCACUUUUUGGGAUCGGUUUGGG
Tricharina praecox is the source of this 1841-nucleotide messenger RNA. RefSeq names its product ammonium transporter AmtB-like domain-containing protein. Gene Ontology annotation, cellular component: plasma membrane. Gene Ontology annotation, biological process: ammonium transmembrane transport. The record is from RefSeq and is a predicted model, not a curated record. NCBI's taxonomy places the organism in Eukaryota, Fungi, Ascomycota, Pezizomycetes, Pezizales, Pyronemataceae. Gene Ontology annotation, molecular function: ammonium channel activity. The coding region runs from base 242 to 1759 and encodes 505 amino acids. The transcript is spliced from 4 exons.